CGCUCACUCGGCUGGUGCUGGGCAACGGUGAGAAGCUAAGGCAGAGGAGGAUCUGAGAAUCUGAAGAAAUAGGUAGGAUGGCCAACAUGGGUUCGAUGCGUAUUCUCAUCAAGGGAGGGAAGGUGGUCAACGAUGACUUCACCCACGAAGCAGACGUCUACAUUGAGAACGGCAUCAUUCAGCAGGUUGGAAAGGAGCUGAUGAUACCGGGCGGGGCGAAGGUGAUUGACGCCUCUGGAAAGCUGGUGUUGCCGGGCGGAAUAGACACCAGCGUGCAUCUGCAGCAGACCUUCAUGAACGCCAGCAUUCAGGAUGACUUCUACAGCGGGACCAAGGCGGCUCUGAUGGGUGGCACCACCAUGGUGAUGGCUCUGGCCCUGCCUGAACAGCAUUGCUCUCUGGUGGACGCCUACGAGAACUGCCGAGCUCUGGCCGACGCCAAGGCCUGCUGCGACUACGCCCUGCACGUCGGGGUCACCUGGUGGGGGCCGAAGGUGCGCAAUGAGAUGGAGACCCUGGUGAGGGAGCAUGGCGUGAACUCCUUCCAGAUGUACAUGGCCUACAAAGACUCGAUGAUGCUGAGGGACUCGGAGCUGUACCAGUCGCUGCAGACCUGUAAGGACAUCGGGGCCAUCGCUCGCGUCCACGCCGAGAACGGAGAGCUGGUGGCAGAGGGUGCCAAAGAGGCUCUGGAGCUGGGCAUCAAUGGACCGGAGGGGAUUGAGAUCAGUCGACCAGAGGAGCUUGAGUCUGAGGCUACUCACAGGGCUAUCACCAUCGCCAACAGGGCUCACUGCCCGAUCUACCUGGUGAAUGUGUCCAGUGUGUCUGCCGGAGACAUGAUUGCUGCUGCUAAGAUGCAAGGUAAAGUGGUCCACGCAGAGACCACAGUAGCUCAUGCUGUUCUGAACGGGAUGCACUACUACCACCAGGACUGGAUUCAUGCUGCCGCCCACGUCACCGUCCCUCCUCUCCGCAACGACCCCAACACACCCAGCUACCUCAUGGGCCUGCUGGCCAAUGACUCUCUGAGUGUGGUGGCAUCGGAGCACCGUCCAUUCAGCACCAAGCAGAGAGCUCUGGGUAAGGAGGACUUCACAAAGAUCCCUCAUGGGUUGGCUGGAGUCCAGGACAGGAUGAGUGUCAUGUGGGAGAUGGGAGUGGUUACAGGAAAGAUGGAUGAGAAUCGUUUUGUGGCAGUGACGAGCUCUAACGCUGCAAAGAUCUACAACCUGUACCCACGCAAGGGUCGUAUCAUCCCCGGAGCUGAUGCUGAUCUGGUGGUCUGGGACCCAGAUGCAGCGAGGACGAUCUCUGUGAGCACUCAGGUGCAGGGCGGAGACUUCAACGUGUACGAGGGUCUGCGCUGCCACGGCGUCCCCCUGGUCACCAUCAGCCGAGGACGCCUGGUGUGUGAGAACGGUGUGUUCAUGUGUGCCGAGGGAUCCGGAAAGUUCUACCCUCAGCGCACCUUCCCUGACUACCUCUACAAAAAGAUGGUGCAGAGGGAAAAGACUCAGGCGAUUAAAGGGGUGGACAGGGACCCUUACUCUGGUGAUGUAGCCAAGGUGGCAAACACUAUGAAGAAGGAACUCGGUCUGGGCCCCAUGGAAGGAGACCCCAAAGGCGUCCCCCGCGCCCACCAGGGGGUCCGAGACCUCCACGAGUCCUCCUUCAGCCUCUCAGGGUCUCAGGUUGACGACCACGUCCCGAAGAGGUCCUCGGCUCGGAUCCUGGCCCCCCCCGGCGGGCGCUCCAGUGGUAUCUGUUGAAAGAAUACAUGUGCCAAUGUGAAUCACUCGUGCGACACCCACACCCAUGCAUGAAGAGCACCACGCGGAGACGGAGCAGUAAAUCUCUCGCAGGCUCACAACAACUGGUGCUGUUUUUUUUUUACUAUAACCUACUCCUGUAUACAACUACAUUAUUUUACUGUUGGAUGGAUUUGUUGUUUUGAAGGCACUGUGACUGGUUGGUGGCUGUGUGUGUUUGUAGGUUUUUGUCGUGUCGGACAGUGAAACUGUUGAAUCUGUAAGUGGCUGCUUGUUUCUUACCACACGAAUAAAGAGAAAAAAAAUAACA
Molecule: messenger RNA, 2082 nt
Organism: Trematomus bernacchii (emerald rockcod)
Lineage: Eukaryota; Metazoa; Chordata; Actinopteri; Perciformes; Nototheniidae
Product: dihydropyrimidinase-related protein 5-like
Exons: 15
Coding region: 78-1772 (564 amino acids)
Cellular component (GO): cytoplasm; cytosol
Molecular function (GO): hydrolase activity, acting on carbon-nitrogen (but not peptide) bonds, in cyclic amides
Source: RefSeq, a predicted model, not a curated record